AUGGGAGUGGUUGCUCAAGAUAUGUUAAUUCGCCGCUUUAUCAAUGGAUUUUUCCCAAAGUACAUGGAAUUUCGAAUUAAUGAGCUUAUAAUUAAAAGGAGAGGCAAUGUUGUUUUUGUUGGCGGAUUUUUGCAUUACGAACAUCGACUCGAACCUUCCAAAAUUUAUUGGAUGCAUGGAUUUGCCGAAGAAUUCCUUUCAAUUCUACUCAAACAACCAGUUAAACUUGAAUUGCAGUUUGUUCCUAGUCCAGCAACUCUUGCUUACAAUUAUGUAUAA
Molecule: messenger RNA, 279 nt
Organism: Dracunculus medinensis (Guinea worm)
Lineage: Eukaryota; Metazoa; Nematoda; Chromadorea; Rhabditida; Dracunculidae
Source: the annotation of a GenBank genome assembly